AUGCCUAGGAACUUCUGUCUACCAGCAAUUUCUAUCGCCAAAGAGGAAGCCACUAAAUUGGGAACAGUUAUUGGCAUAGACCUUGGUACAACCUAUUCCUGUGUUGGUGUUUAUAAGAAUGGACAUGUCAAAAUCAUAGCUAAUGACCAAGGAAACCGAAUUACCCCAUCAUGGACUCAUUAUGCAUUCACCGACACUGAAAGAUUGAUUGGUGAGGCUGCAAAGAAUCAGGCAGCUGUCAACCCUGAGAGGACUAUCUUUGAUGCUAAAAGACUCAUUGGAAGAAAGUUCGAGGACGAGGAAGUUCAGAAGGAUAUGAAGCUUGUUCCUUACAAAAUCGUGAACAAGGACGGAAAGCCUUAUAUCCAAGUCAAAAUUAGGGAUGGCGAGACUAAAGUCUUCAGCCCUGAGGAAAUCAGUGCUAUGAUUUUAGGAAAGAUGAAAGAAACAGCAGAAGCAUUCCUUGGGAAGACAAUUAAGGAUGCUGUUGUAACGGUUCCUGUCUGUCUACCAGCAAUUUCUAUUGCCAAAGAGGAAGCCACUAAAUUGGGAACAGUUAUUGGCAUAGACCUUGGUACAACCUAUUCCUGUGUUGGUGUUUAUAAGAAUGGACAUGUCAAAAUCAUAGCUAAUGACCAAGGAAACCGAAUUACCCCAUCAUGGGUUGCAUUCACCGACACUGAAAGAUUGAUUGGUGAGGCUGCAAAGAACCAGGCAGCCGUCAACCCUGAGAGGAUUAUCUUUGAUGUUAAAAGACUCAUUGGAAGAAAGUUUGAGGACGAGGAAGUUCAGAAGGAUAUGAAGCUUGUUCCUUACAAAAUCGUGAACAAGGACGGAAAGCCUUAUAUCCAAGUCAAAAUUAGGGAUGGCGAGACUAAAGUCUUCAGCCCUGAGGAAAUCAGUGCUAUGAUUUUAGGAAAGAUGAAAGAAACAGCAGAAGCAUUCCUUGGGAAGACAAUUAAGGAUGCUGUUGUAACGGUUCCUGUUCAUCCAUCUUUACCCUUCCGCACAUACGGGAAUAUCCUUCCUCAGGUCACCACUUUGAUUUGA
Fraxinus pennsylvanica is the source of this 1050-nucleotide messenger RNA. The record is from the annotation of a GenBank genome assembly. NCBI's taxonomy places the organism in Eukaryota, Viridiplantae, Streptophyta, Magnoliopsida, Lamiales, Oleaceae.